UACUGAAGCGUACGCAGAUAAAUGUCCCACAUACCAACGGGAAGCCAAGCUUUGGCACACAUCAUUUUAUGUUUGACCACAGCGCAGCAGAGAUGCAACACAGCAAAUUUUACAGGUGGAGGAUUGGAAAGAAGGAACACCAAGAGGGGUAAAGACAAAGAAACGUUUAAAAACUUUGGGAUAUCAAUCUAAAACGGAAAUGGUUGAUGUUGUGCCAGGACUACUCCUUUGUUUGGUGGCUGUGCAGACAAGUCAGGACGCCGGGAACAGAACCAGGACCAAAAACAACACCGACAUACCGGGUCCAAAAACCUUCAGGGGGUCAAUAAGCAAACUCAAUCACACAAAGCUUCUGCCCGGCCUCCAUCAUCCCAGUACACACCCUCGCCUGGAUGUUGACCUAGAGGACCCAGUGACAGCCUACACCACAGGAGUCAUCAGCACCUGGGUGAUACCUUCAUCAUACAUCCUUGCCAUGCUCGUGGGUAUUCCCUCUAACGCUUACAUUCUGGCCUUCCUCAGAGUCAGACUCAGAGCAACGUCAUUGUCUACAACAGUUCUUUACCUGAACCUGGCCUUGUCCGACUUGCUGCUCCUGCUUUCUCUUGGACUGCGGAUUCACUAUCACUUCAACAGAAACAACUGGAUAUUUGGGGAAACAUCCUGCCGGCUUAUUACGGCUUUGUUUUACGGCAAUGUUUACAGUUCUGCACAGACUAUAGCAUGCCUCAGUCUGAAGCGUUACCUGGCCGUGGUCAAACCGUUUUUGUACAGACAAAUGGCGAAAACUACACUGGCGGUGUGGACGUGUUUGGUCAUAUGGUUUCUGUUUGGAGCGGCUGUUGUGCCUGAGCUCCUGGUCAGGCAGAGCUACCAGGUUUCCCAGCUAGGAAUCACCACAUGUCAUGAUGUUCUUCCCCUUGAGGAAAAAUCCCACUCUCCACUGGUGCUAUUCAGACUAAUGCUGGUUUUUCUGGGCUUCAUUCUGCCCUUUAUGAUUUGCAUCUAUACCCAUGUGGCAGUGGUAUACCACUUGGGACAAAGUGCUUCUGACUGGAGACCAUUCAUCAGGGUCAGCACUCUGGUUUUUAUCAUCUUUCUGGUGUGUUUUUUGCCCAGUGGCAUCCUGCAUAUUGUCCACUACAUUCGCCUGGUAUCUACUGGGGAUGAUAGACUGUAUGGAUUCUAUAAAUUAGCAGUGUGUCUUUGCUGUUUUCACAGUUGUCUGGAUCCCUUCCUGUGUAUGCUCAUUUCCAAGACUGCAUGCUCAGAACUACAAUUCAUCUCCCUCCGUGGGACACCACAAAGACGAGUAGUUACAACAUGAGUCUGGAUGUUUAAACACAAGGAAAACAGAAAAAAAAGAAAAAAAAGAAAAAGCAUCUUUCCAGAGCAUUGUUGAGACACAAGAAGCCUACAACUUAUUCUGAUCUAACAGGACACGAGGACAAUCUACAGCAUAUUAGAUCCAAUACAACCACACAAUGUUAAGUUUGUAAAAAAUCUGAGAAGUAAUAUGCAAACUGUUAUUAUAAAAGGUUUAUCCUGGACACUGAGCAAAUUUACAAAUGUAGUAUGAAGAGGAAUGAAAUUCAAGAAUUUUGAUGGAAUUAACUUUAAUCCUUCUAAAUUUAAAGUUAUUCUAAAACGUGAUCAAGUAAUAAGUAUAUAAAGUAAUAUAGAAAUGUUAGAAAUAAGAAGAUGCAGCACGAAAACCAAUAAAACUGAGAAUUAAGACAUACAAUGGAGCAUGUUAUAAUGGUCAUUGAACAAUUUGCACCAUAAGGAAGUUAUGUAAAUUGAAUGUAAAUUAAUCUAGAUGUAUUUGAAACAACUUAAUGUUGUCAUUUUACCUGGCAGAGAAGUUGUUUAGUAUGCUGUAGGACAUCAUGGUAGUGCUUAGCUGUGGCUGGGUUCACUCCAGUCAACUUGGCUGUAGGGAGAAGCAGCGCUGCAAGUGUCUGCUGAUGAUCACCUGAGUUAAGAGCCUCGUUGAUCUCAGCUAUAGCUAUGAUGCCUGGGGGAAAAAAAAGGAAAACUAAGUUAAUUCAAUGUAUUCAAAUGUGCUCAAUUACAAAUAUCAGUUGUACAAGUCAAAGUGCAUGACUAUAUGUACACGUUGGUCAAAAAUCUGCAAGAUUUCCUUACGUUCAUGCUCUUCAUGGACCUGGACAUUGACCGUGUCAAUACACUUCUGUACGUCGUUCCAAGUGAGAAACUCUUGGCCUUUGGCAAGAGACUCAGCUCGCUGUUUGAUGAGCAUGUCAGCAUACCUGAGGAAAAGUGUCAUGCUAGUUUAAAAAGAUUUUAUGACAUCAGCUUAAAUAAUAAUGAAUCAAUACUAGUGAAUAUACAGAAGGCAGAGACACCUACAGAGAUCAUUAAAAAAACAUUUCUCAUGUAUUGUGACUACUUCAUGCCUGGACAACCUAAUACUAAAAUACUUUAAGUACUGAUGCUUUUAACAUUUGGCUUUUGCAAUAUUGCCACUUUCAGUUUUUCAGCAGUCCAGAUCCACCUGUCCUGUAGCCAUCUUACCUGUUGAGGUUGUCGUGUUCUAUGUUGGUAAAGCCCAAAGGGGAGUCUGUUAACUGCUCAAUCACAGCCUGAGGGUCUUUGGUGUCUAGCACCUCAUUCAGCACUGCUACUGCUGACAGCAUCUCCACAGCUACACUCAGUUCUUCAUGACUCAGUCCAGACUAAAAGACAAAUUAAAGUGCUGCAUCAAACACAUGGAUUUAUAUUUGACAACAAUAUACUGUAUAUCUGAUCUGGAGAACACAGAUGUAAACGUAGCCAUCUUAACAUGUAUGCGUUCCUGGAGCUAAAAUCUGAAGCAUGCUGUCUAACCCGUGGUCCUUGUAGCUGCAAACUGAAAAGCUCCGACUGGUAGAGGUUGGCAGCAGUUUGGUAGACAAUUGGCAGCUGUGCCUCAGGGUUCAUCAGCUCCUCCACGGUCUCCAAAGCAUCGCCAAGACGAAUGGCUGUAUUAAUCCUUGACACUGCUUCCAGUUCUGUU
Melanotaenia boesemani (Boeseman's rainbowfish) is the source of this 3019-nucleotide messenger RNA. It is a transcript of the gene f2rl2, whose product is annotated as coagulation factor II (thrombin) receptor-like 2. The record is from RefSeq and is a predicted model, not a curated record. The transcript has 2 exons. The coding region runs from base 200 to 1327 and encodes 375 amino acids. Gene Ontology annotation, molecular function: thrombin-activated receptor activity. Gene Ontology annotation, cellular component: membrane. Gene Ontology annotation, biological process: blood coagulation; phospholipase C-activating G protein-coupled receptor signaling pathway; positive regulation of Rho protein signal transduction. NCBI's taxonomy places the organism in Eukaryota, Metazoa, Chordata, Actinopteri, Atheriniformes, Melanotaeniidae.